ACUCUUGAGUCAUCUUGAACACUCACACAACCAGCAGCCUGAGUGGAGCAAUGGGUUGUUGUUCAACUUUCAAAAGCUUCACAUUUACAAUUCUGAUCACCAUAUUAUUAUGGACCUCAACAACUGACCAUCACACAUGCAAUGCAAGAAAAAGUUGGCACACUAGAACCAUUUCAACUUCACUCUCCAAAAAGAAAUCCACCAACCACCACCACCAGCACCAGCACCACCACAAUGGCGGAAAAUCCAAGUCGAAAGCGUCGUCGCAUAAAGCACCUCCAUCACCAAAAGUUAAGGCUCCACCAGCUCCACCGAAAGUUAAGACUCCGUUAGCUCCUCCGAUAGGCAAGGCUCCGGCAGCUCCGCCGGAAAAUGAUAACGGCGGUGGCCCAGUUACGGACGCUGCUGCUACUUAUAAUGUGUUGGAUUUUGGUGCCAAAGGGGAUGGUAGUUCUGAUGAUACAAAGGCGUUUGAAGGGGCUUGGGCAGCUGCAUGUAAAGUCACAGGGUCCAAAAUUAUUGUACCAUCACCAUACAAGUUCCUUCUGGGGCCCAUUACAUUCUCUGGGCCAUAUUGCCAACAUAACAUUAUUUUUCAGAUUGAUGGAACCAUAAUUGCACCAUCAAGCUUCAAACCAUAUGGAUCAGGGCUGUUUCAGUGGAUCUUGUUCACAAAACUAGUAGGGUUGACCAUUCAAGGGGGAGGAACCGUCGAUGGCAGUGGCUCGAUAUGGUGGAAAGACUCGCGGUUAAAUGAUCCUCUAGACGAUGAACUAAAACUAAUAAUACCCAUCAAUGGCACAACCAAACAAACCAACAAUUCAUCGAUAACUAACUCACUUGGAGGCAAUAUGCCGAGCAUAAAACCGACUGCGAUUCGGUUUUACGGAAGCUUUGAUGUAACUGUGACCGGCAUAACUAUCCAAAACAGCCCUCAAUGUCACCUGAAAUUCGAUAAUUGCGUGGGAGUUUCGGUAUACAACUUCCACGUCUCGUCUCCUGCUGAUAGCCCGAACACCGAUGGGAUUCAUUUACAAAACUCUAAGGAUGUUUUGAUCCACACUACUGAUCUCUCGUGUGGAGAUGAUUGUGUAUCGAUACAAACCGGGUGUUCAAACGUAUACAUACAUAACGUAAAUUGUGGACCGGGUCAUGGUAUCAGUAUUGGAAGUCUAGGAAAAGAUAACACGAAAGCGUGUGUCUCGAAUAUCACUGUUCGAGACGUCAUGAUGCAUAACACCAUGAAUGGUGUAAGAAUCAAAACAUGGCAGGGUGGAUCAGGGUCAGUGCAGAAUGUACAGUUCUCCAACAUUCAAGUUUCUGAAGUUCAAUUACCGAUAGUAAUCGAUCAAUUCUACUGCGACAAAAGCACUUGUAAAAACCAAUCAUCGGCUGUUGCACUAUCGGGAAUCAACUACGAGCGUAUAAGAGGAACGUACACCGUAAAACCCGUGCAUUUUGCGUGUAGCGACAGCAUGCCAUGCACGGAUGUGCAUCUAAACGGUAUAAAUCUAAAACCGAUUCAAGAACGAUACCAUCUUUACGACGCGUUUUGCUGGAAGACUUUCGGCCAGCUUCUAUCACCCGCGGUGCCGCCAGUCGAGUGUCUGCAAGUCGGGAAGCCAUCCAGCAGUCAUGUUCAAGCUGAUCAUGAUACAUGCUAGUGAAGGGAUUGUGUAAAAUGUGUGUGGUCAGUUUGACUAUCUGCCCCGGCCCCUUGAAGUCGGACUUUUAGAAAGUCAAACAAAUGCAUAUUCUUUGUAGUAAUAGAUUAUAUUUAUACAGAUAAUAGUAGUGUUGGUAGUAGCCAAGAUACCCAUGAGUCUUAGUCUAUUGAGACAGAUUUGGUGUCAUAUAGAGUUAAGUGUUUGUUUUUAUUGGGUCAGAUCAGAUAAAUAAACCAUGAUUUCCUCAAUGUA
Molecule: messenger RNA, 1919 nt
Organism: Helianthus annuus (common sunflower)
Lineage: Eukaryota; Viridiplantae; Streptophyta; Magnoliopsida; Asterales; Asteraceae
Product: polygalacturonase At1g48100
Exons: 7
Coding region: 51-1664 (537 amino acids)
Biological process (GO): carbohydrate metabolic process
Molecular function (GO): polygalacturonase activity
Source: RefSeq, a predicted model, not a curated record